Molecule: messenger RNA, 258 nt
Organism: Blepharisma stoltei
Lineage: Eukaryota; Ciliophora; Heterotrichea; Heterotrichida; Blepharismidae
Source: the annotation of a GenBank genome assembly
AUGAGAUUUACUCGUCUAUUUAUAUUGUCAAAACUCAAAAAAUUCUGAGAAAAGUGUGCCAUAUUGAUGACAUCAUCACUAAGUGCACCAAUAUGAUAUGAUUUUGUUGAAAAUAUGAGCUGAUUUGCAAUACAAUAUAAGCUUCUAAGCAAGAUUAUUGCAAUUUAUAUAAAUCAAUUUUUUGUGAUUAUAAUUAAUGAUAAUUCAAUUAUACUAAAUCUGAAACAAAGAGUGCAAAAAUUUUAUCUAGCCUCUUAA